GUUUAGUUCAACAGCCGAUUGACUCCGAGUAUACACAUCCUGGGACUUCCAUCUCUGUUAUAAUCCGAUCCGUUCCCAUCAUGUUAGUUCGGGCACCUGGAUUAUGCCUCUCAAGACCUUUCCCCCGAAUGCCUUUAAUAAUGUAUACUCUUUAUCGCUUACUGUCUCUCUCGCAGCGAUAUUAGCAUUCUGGCUCUUCCCUCGCAAUCGUAACUUUCCUCCUAGCCCAGGGCGCGCACUUCCCUUCCUAGGCCAUCUACAUAUCAUGCCAACCAAGAAAACCUGGCUCACCCUCUCCCAGUGGUCAAAGGAGCUAGGGCCAAUUUUCCAUCUCAAUAUCGCUGGCCAAAAUAUAGUUGUCCUUGGAAGCCACAAGUUAGCCUCGGAUCUUCUGGAUCGUCGUUCAGCGAUCUACUCGGAACGCCCCCGUAACAUCGUUGCGGGAAAACUUAUCAACGGGGGUAUGGUGUUCGCAUUUGAGUCCCAUAAUGCAUUCUGGAAAAGAAACAGGCGUGCAGCCCAAGAGGCUUUGACCAACGCAAAGAGGUACCAUCAUAUACAAGAGAGGGAGGCCUAUAUUCUUUGCCACCAAAUGUUGCAAAAGCCAGAUUAUUGGGAUGACCAUCUCCGGCGAGCUAGCAGCUCCCUAAUGCUCGGCAUAAUCUAUGGUCUGCCGCCAAUGUUAGACUCGUUGGAUCCAAAUAUCCGACGCGCUAAUGUCUACGUGCAGAACACAGUCGCGGCUGCCGUUCCCGGUGCCUUCUUGGUGGAAUAUCUACCUUGGAUGAUGUACCUGCCCAGGUGGAUGUGCGCUUGGAGACGUUAUGCAGAAGGCCUCUUCGCCAGGGAUUCUGUCUUUUUCGAACAAUUAUUCUCUGAUGUUGUUGUUCGUGUACACAAGGGAACUCAGAUUCCGAGUGCCGCCUCCUCAUUCUAUGAAAACAAGGAGAAACUAGGCAUGACAGACAGAGAGGCUGCAUGGUGUGCCACGACGCUAUAUGGAGCAGGCGGGGAUUCGACGUCCGGUCAGAUGUCUUGGGUUUUAUUGAGUCUUGUUCUUUACCCUGAUGUGCAGAAGAAGGCUCAAGAAGAAGUCGACCGUGUAGUCGGUAGGGAUCGUAUGCCAACAUUCAAGGACCUAGAUCCGGAACAAAUGCCUUACCUCAACGCGUUCCUCAGGGAAAUUAUGCGAUGGAGACCUAUUGCUCCAUUAUCCAUACCACAUAGGCUGAAGCAGGAUGAUUACUACGAAGGAUAUUUUUUACCGAAAGACACAGUUGUCAUUCCCAAUGCCUGGGCGAUGAACCAUGACGAAAAUGUCUGGGGUCAUGAUGCCGAAGACUUCAGGCCAGAACGACACCUCAAUGACGAUGGGAAGUUGAAACAAGCACUACCUGAUACGCAUGAAGAAUCUCAUGUUACUUAUGGUUAUGGUCGUAGAAUAUGUGUGGGUCGAAACGUCGCGAACAAUUCAUUGCGCAUCAAUACAGCAUGUGUUCUGUGGUCUUUUAAUUUGAGGCCUAGCACUGACGAUAAAGGAAACUUCAUGCUUCCGGACCCGCAUGCGUACCUUGACGCAGGUCUUGCGAUACGUCCCGAACCAUUCUUAUUUUCCCUUGAACCACGCCAGUACGACGUUAUUACAAGUAUCGCCCAUACCGUGGAAGCUAGCCUCGGUCUGACCGUGUAGAAUUGUGGCGACGGCAACACCAUGUACAAAUUGGAGACAUUCACCUCUAUGUUUUUUUAUCUUACGAUCCUUAAUGAAGACAUGAGUCUUUCGAUGCCGUCAAGGAAGUGUUCGCCUUAUCACAGAUGUGUCGAGAGAAGUCAAUACUUCAAUGAUGGCGGCGGAGAUAGCACUCUCGGGACCCACGCCUAAUGAAAGUACCUAAUAUUGAAUCUAACCGU
Marasmius oreades (fairy-ring Marasmius) is the source of this 1911-nucleotide messenger RNA. RefSeq lists its product as uncharacterized. Gene Ontology annotation, molecular function: monooxygenase activity; oxidoreductase activity, acting on paired donors, with incorporation or reduction of molecular oxygen; heme binding. NCBI's taxonomy places the organism in Eukaryota, Fungi, Basidiomycota, Agaricomycetes, Agaricales, Marasmiaceae. The record is from RefSeq and is a predicted model, not a curated record. The coding region runs from base 104 to 1690 and encodes 528 amino acids. The transcript has 12 exons.